Messenger RNA from Phytophthora nicotianae INRA-310, 987 nucleotides. RefSeq lists its product as hypothetical. Lineage: Eukaryota; Oomycota; Peronosporomycetes; Peronosporales; Peronosporaceae. The transcript has a single exon. The coding region runs from base 1 to 987 and encodes 328 amino acids. The record is from RefSeq and is a predicted model, not a curated record. Gene Ontology annotation, molecular function: oxidoreductase activity.
AUGUCCAGCAUCCCCGCGACGUUCAAGGCCUACCAGUUCGCUAACUACAGUGACGCACUCACUGAGACCAAGCUGAACUCGGCAGUCCAGCAGAAGCCUCUGGAGCCCAACCAUGUUCGCAUUAAGGUGCUGAGUGCUGCUGUGAAUCCGCUCGACUACAAGCUACACUACUUCGGAUCUCUCGCCAUUGCGGUUGGACCCACACCUGAGAAGCCUCUGGGUAUGGGCAUGGACUUGUCGGGCAUCAUCGUUGAGGUCGGCAGUGGCAACGUGCGUGGCUUUAAGGUCGGUGACGCUGUCUUCGGCUCGGCGGAUAUGCAGUGCAUGGGAAGCUUCGCAGAGUACAUUACGCUCGAGGCGGACCACAUCGUCCACAAACCGAGCAACAUCACGGUGAAUGAAGCAGCAGGCGUGUCGAUUGCUGGCCUUGCUAGCUACCAGGGACUGGUUAACCGUGCAAAGGUGCAGGCAGGACAGCGUGUCCUCAUUCUGGGCGGUGGUAGUGCCGUCGGACAGUCUGGUAUCCAGAUUGCCAAAGCUUUCGGGGCUGAAGUCAUCACUACAGCGAGUCCUCGUAACAAGGAGCUGGUUAAAUCUCUGGGAGCUGACCAGGUGAUCGACUACACCUCAGAGAAGUGGGUCGACGCUCUCGCUGAGCACUCCGUGGACAUUAUUUACGACUGCGCCGUCGAAUCCGAGACGUGGUCCACUGACGCCCAGAAGAUCCUGAAGAAGAACAGCGGCCAGUUCUUGACCAUCGGCAUGGUUCAAAACCAAGCGGACUCGCCGAUUGGCGCGAAGUUGGUUCAGUAUUACUGUCAUCCGAUUGCUGAGGACUUGGAAGGUCUCCGCAAGCUGAUCGAGGCCGGUAAACUUAAAACUACCAUUGACUCGGUCUACCCGUUCGACAAGUUGCUGGAUGCUAUCAAGCACCAAAUGUCUGGUCGCGCCCAAGGCAAGAUCAUCAUUGAAAUUGCGAAGGAAUAA